This is a messenger RNA of Capronia epimyces CBS 606.96, 1695 nucleotides long. RefSeq lists its product as uncharacterized. NCBI's taxonomy places the organism in Eukaryota, Fungi, Ascomycota, Eurotiomycetes, Chaetothyriales, Herpotrichiellaceae. The transcript has 2 exons. Bases 1 to 1695 code for a protein of 564 amino acids. The record is from RefSeq and is a predicted model, not a curated record.
AUGCUCACCAGUUCACUGAAGAGGCUCGUCCCUCUCGCUGCAAUAUUACUGAUCAUCGGCUAUUUCACAUAUGUCUACGAUGACAAGGGCUGGUCGCUCCCACGGUUUGGCGACAGCCUGGGAGGGUUCGGUGCCACUGCGACGGCCAGCGCCAGGCCUUUAGCGACCGACACUGGCCUUUUGCAGUCAGUGCCAUCGAAGGGAGAUUCAAAGGCAUUCCCACCGGAAGAGCCGUCACAACCAUCGCCUCCGAAAGAAGACGGGAAUGUGCCGCCGCCCAAAGACAAGCCAAACCAGUCUCCUCCGAAAGACUCACCGCAAGGCCAUCCCCAACCGCUCCCUCCAUCCCAAGGAGACUCCAACUCCAAAACAUCUCCUUCAGAGCAAGAUGCACCGUUCCUCUCGAGCAAUGCCGCACCGGCCAAAUUUCCUAGCUCAUACCGCGAAGUCUUCUCCGUGUCCCGGUCGAAGGGAAACUACCUAGAGAUCGAAUUCCCCGGAUACAAAGUGUUCAACCCGAACAUCCUCCCCCACCCCACCAAGCCCGAGACGUGGAUUGUGGUGGCCCAGAAAGAGCGAGGUGGCAGCCACGACGACUUUGAAGCGAUCGAGCUGGUCUGCGAGGCCGUGUUCAAGGACGAGACCGACAGUCUGACCUGCUCGACGACCCCUGCCGCCCUGCCGGUCAAAUCGACCAAGGGUGGACUGUGCAAAGGCGAGCUCGAAUGGUUCAAUGGCGUAUCAGGUCCGCACGACGCCCGGGUCUUCUACGGGCCCAAAGACCCAUACAUCAUCUACGGGUCACGAUCGGGGUAUACCUGCUUUGGACAGUGGAUCCAGGACUUCCGUGGGCUUCUCACAGACAAAGAGAAAGACAAGGAGGAGGGAAAGCCUCCGGGCGAAAGACCGUCGAGCCUGUUCACCGCUGGCACCGAGCUACAUCGACCUGGCUCGUUUGGAGUGUUCGAGAAGAAUUGGUUCGUCUUCUGGGACAAGCAGGGACUGAUGUAUGCCCAUUACGACCUGGCUCCGCGGCGCAGCUUUGCACAGCUGAACUAUGACGGGUCUGUGGUUGGCGACGAUCUGGCCGGGUUGGCCACCACCGAUGAAGCUUGCAUGGCGAAGUACAUGCCUCAAGUGUCUGACGGUGAAGGAAAGGGUGAAGGAGCCGGACAGGGAGGAAGCAGCAAAUCAUCUCUGCACCAAGCAACCAAUUCGCUAUCCAUCACGCUCUGCAACCGGGUCGACGCCAGCUGCAAGCCCAACGACGACAACACGUUCAUCAUGUCGGUGUUCCAGCAGAAAUUCUACUAUGCCUACCACAACGUGUACCGGCCGUAUGUGGUGCUUUUCCGGCCCACGGCGCCGUUUGCCAUCUACGCCAUUUCGCAGAAGCCGCUGUGGUUUCAUGGACACCGGAAGGUUGCGGCCAAGGGGACGAGGAGUGUAAAGCGUGGAGAUGAGGACGAAAAACAGCAUCAGCAACAGCAGAAACAGAAACAAGACCAAGAACUUCCCGAGAACCAGGCGGAAAUGUUCUUCGUCACCAGCAUCAGCUGGAAACCCCGCGGCCAGACGUACCACGGAUACCUGGACGACGUCAUGUUCUUGACCUUCGGCAUCGAGGAUAAUCGAGCGGGUGCCAUUGACGUGCGCGCCGGCGACCUGUUGCUAGACCUAGGGGUUUGCGGUUAA